Molecule: messenger RNA, 2369 nt
Organism: Ananas comosus (pineapple)
Lineage: Eukaryota; Viridiplantae; Streptophyta; Magnoliopsida; Poales; Bromeliaceae
Product: probable pectinesterase 8
Exons: 6
Coding region: 1009-2193 (394 amino acids)
Biological process (GO): cell wall modification
Molecular function (GO): pectinesterase activity
Source: RefSeq, a predicted model, not a curated record
UACAAAAAGAAAUACCCAAAUAUCCCUUCACACAUAUUCCCAUGCUUCCAUGUGAAGGAAGGAGAUCAUGCUAUCAUUGGCCAAUUCCAGUAAUUAUCCAAGACUCUGAGGUUCAAUGUCCUAAAAGUCAUUCCAGCUGGAUUGACAAGCACAGGUGGAAAGAAGGCAUUCGCCACCUCUUGAGGCUGUCAAAUUCCUAUCUAUCCUGCCUAAUUGAGUUGAUAAGUAGUAACUACUACGAGUCUUGCUCUCUUAUUGUGUGCAUAGUGGUUUUUGCUCAAUUCAGUUUUCCUGUUUCCUGGUUUUUCUCUAUGGAUGUGACUAGUGAAAUUAGUUGAAAUUUUAUUUUAUUUUGACUAUUUUCUGUGGUAUUGUGUUGCUAACAUCAGAAGCAACUGAUUUUUCCUUUUACUUUUCUUUAAGUGACAAAUUUAAUCCUUUCCGCGAGGAACGGCAUGUAGAUUCUUUCCAUUUAAAAAUGUGGGAGCACUGAGAGUUACUUCAGAUGUUGAUAUCUUAUUUGUCAUCAUUUUCUACUUUUCAAUUAAGUGUUUAGUGCUGGUACGAAUUUGUAAGCAUACAAGGCAGUGUUGUUAUUGUUGCAUCACUUGAAUUUAAAAUUUCUCUUGGUAUGACCUGUGAUGGUUCAUUAACUACUUAAGUCGUUACCGUUAUGUGUUAACUACUAAAAAAAGAUUUAAAGGGACGAUUUCGUGUUAAAUUAAACUCAUCUUGUUUGAGAGUUGCACCACUCUCUCUGUUUAGCAAAUCACAUGCUUAGAGACUUUGGUCUAAUUUUUAUUCCACCAGAAAAUAUUUGGUAACUUGGUAGGUUGACUGACACCCUCAACUUGAAGAAAAUAUUGUUUGGAAGGCAUGUUAUCUAUCCUUGUGCUUCAAGUGCAUCUUUAGGGUUUGGACAUUCCUUAUUUGGAAACAUGAUCUAACUAUUCUAAUACCCUUCUCACCUCUCUCUCUUUGUCCCUCUCUCUCAUCCAUUCCAACAGCAUGAGCCACAAAGGAACUUACCUUUGGGCUCUAUUUGCAUCUCUUGCAUCUUUGCUCUCUACACAACUCAUAAUACAAAAUCCACCAUAUUUGAAACUCUUCUCCAUUUUCACGACAUUCGUCGAACCACCCGAUCUUGUUUCUAUUACAGUAGAGAGCUCCCACCACCUCCGCCGCCGCCACCACCACCGCAAGCGACCUGUGUCCAACAGCACAAUCUGCGAUGAUUUUCUCCCUGACUUUCCCCCGUCGGACACGAACAUGACUUCCUACUUAUGUGUCGACCGCAACGGCUGCUGCAACUUCACGACGGUGCAAUCGGCGGUCAAUGCGGUCGCUGACUUUAGUCCAAAGAGGACCAUCAUAUGGAUCAACAAGGGAAUUUACUAUGAGAAGGUUAUGAUCUUGAAGACAAAACCCAACAUCACAUUUCAAGGGCAAGGGAUGGACCUGACGGCGAUCGCGUGGAAUGACACGGCCAACUCCUCGCACGGCACUUUCUACAGCGCAUCGGUCACCGUAUACGCAGCAAACUUUGUGGCAAAAAACAUAAGUUUCAUUAAUGUGGCCCCCAUACCGAACCCGGGCGAUUUCGGAGCGCAAGCCGUGGCAAUUAGGGUCGCAGGCGAUCAAGCCGCCUUCUGGGGUUGCGGGUUCUUCGGAGCUCAGGAUACUCUCCAUGAUGAUGGAGGUAGACAUUACUACAAGGAAUGCUUCAUCCAAGGCUCAAUUGAUUUCAUCUUUGGGGAUGCUAGAUCCUUGUAUGAGGAUUGCAGGCUGAUCUCCAUAGCCUCACCGGUGCCGGCCGGAGUGAGGUUCAUAAACGGCGUGGUGACCGCGCACGGCCGAACGUCCGGCGACGAGAACACGGGCUUCGUGUUCGUGAAGUGUAGCAUCGGAGGGACGGGCCAAAUAUGGUUAGGCAGAGCCUGGAGGCCUUACGCCCGCGUCGUCUUCGCCUACACCUCCAUGUCCGACAUCAUCGCCCCCGAAGGGUGGAACGACUUCAACGAUCCCGCGAGAGAUCAGAGCAUCUUUUUUGGUGAGUACAAGUGCAGUGGUGAUGGUGCAAAUUUGACCAUGAGAGUUCCUUAUGUUCAAAAGCUCAAUGACACACAAGCUUCUCCCUUCCUCAAUAUUUCUUUCAUUGAUGGAGACAAAUGGUUGCUACCUUUUGGUAAUUAAAACCUAUAAUUUAAUACUAAAUACACCAUAAAUUAAACAAAUGUUAUAUAAUAAAUAACACUCUUUUACUAUUUAGUUUAAUGAGGGCUAGAGAGAGAGAGAGAGAGAGAGAGAGAGAGAGAGAGAGAGGGUACUUCCACAUAUUCCUCUUUCUUAAUAUAAAACUUAAAUGGAUA